CCAUGGGCGAUAAAUAAAAUUGAUCAUUUUAUCUCUUGCUCUCUGCUAUUGCAGAUUAAACUACUUUUAGUCAUUUGAAUAAUUCUCAAGAAAAAAAAACAUGCGGGAAAUAGUUCAUUUACAAGCAGGUCAAUGCGGAAACCAAAUUGGAGCGAAGUUCUGGGAGGUGAUCUCCGAUGAGCAUGGCAUCGACCCAACUGGUAGUUACCAUGGCGACAGCGAUCUUCAACUCGAAAGAAUAAACGUGUACUACAAUGAAGCUUCAGGCGGCAAGUAUGUACCUCGAGCAGUCCUGGUAGAUUUAGAACCAGGAACCAUGGACUCCGUGAGAUCAGGCCCAUUUGGACAGAUAUUCCGCCCGGACAACUUUGUUUUUGGUCAAAGUGGUGCUGGCAACAACUGGGCAAAAGGUCAUUACACUGAAGGUGCUGAAUUGGUAGACAGUGUGCUCGAUGUCGUCCGCAAAGAGGCAGAAGGAUGCGAUUGUCUUCAAGGGUUCCAACUGACUCACUCACUUGGCGGUGGUACUGGAUCGGGAAUGGGAACGCUUCUAAUCAGUAAAAUUCGUGAAGAGUAUCCUGACAGAAUUAUGCUCACUUUCAGCGUGGUCCCGUCUCCAAAAGUUUCCGAUACCGUCGUCGAACCGUACAACGCAACGCUGUCCGUUCACCAACUUGUUGAAAAUACCGAUGAAACUUACUGUAUUGACAAUGAAGCACUUUACGAUAUCUGUUUCCGCACGUUGAAACUAACAACUCCAACUUAUGGCGAUUUGAACCAUCUUGUGUCAGCUACCAUGAGUGGCGUCACGACAUGUCUUCGAUUUCCAGGACAGUUGAAUGCCGAUCUUCGUAAACUCGCCGUAAAUAUGGUGCCUUUCCCUCGUCUUCAUUUCUUUAUGCCGGGAUUCGCUCCCCUCACAAGCAGAGGAAGUCAGCAGUACAGAGCCCUGACAGUUCCAGAGCUUACCCAGCAAAUGUUCGACUCGAAAAAUAUGAUGGCAGCUUGUGAUCCACGACAUGGGCGAUAUCUCACUGUUGCAGCAAUGUUCCGUGGCAGAAUGUCGAUGAAAGAAGUGGAUGAGCAGAUGUUGAACGUGCAAAACAAGAACAGCUCCUACUUCGUGGAAUGGAUCCCCAACAAUGUCAAAACAGCAGUGUGUGAUAUUCCUCCACGUGGUCUUAAAAUGUCAGCAACUUUCAUUGGUAACAGCACAGCUAUUCAGGAGCUCUUCAAACGCAUUUCUGAACAGUUCACCGCCAUGUUCCGCCGCAAGGCGUUUCUGCAUUGGUACACCGGUGAAGGUAUGGACGAGAUGGAAUUCACGGAAGCAGAGAGCAACAUGAAUGAUUUAGUCAGUGAAUACCAGCAAUACCAAGAUGCUACUGCUGAAGAUGAAGGCGAAUUUGACGAAGAAGAAGAGGAAUAUGACGAAGGAGCAUAAGCUGGAAGUUCCAUCUUCAAAUGCUUACCCUAUACGCACUAUAUAUGUAUAUUUGUACCCAUCCCCAUCUUUUCCCACUUAACUACAUCUACAAUGUAAACACGACCAAUAGAAAAUAUCACAUGAUUGUCGGACGUUGUGAAAGAAUCUUCAAUGUACCAAGAUUCAUGUGUUCACGGCCUCUCGUUUGUGAAAUGUUUAUUUGACAAGUCUCCUGUCUAUGACAACUGGAUGGUAGCACGAUCUUGUAGUUUUUUCUGCUCUUGUUUGCUUUGUAUUCAUCUUCUUUGUGUCAUUGUCAUAUUUUUCUCAACAUUUACUAGCAUUUUCUUAUUGAACUAAAUCACCAUUCCUAGUUGGCCAAUUAUUUCAUCGCAUGGUUGGUUACGUCCCGCUUGGACACGUUCCACCUUGUGAAUAUUUUGAAUAUCGUCAUUAGCGUUCAUGCAGUGCCCGCCCUUCUUUGAGUGCAAUGUUAUAAUAUUGAGCCUGCCACUUAAUAGAGUUUCAACUUUCUACCCUAAUUGUUCUGUUAAUGCCUUUAAAUGCUAUUUUUGACAAAAGUAUGUGCCUUCCUUCCGGGAAUGAAUAAAAUUUCGAGACAGUGA
This is a messenger RNA of Styela clava, 2052 nucleotides long. Its product is annotated as tubulin beta-4B chain-like. Gene Ontology annotation, molecular function: structural constituent of cytoskeleton; GTP binding; GTPase activity. Gene Ontology annotation, biological process: microtubule-based process. Lineage: Eukaryota; Metazoa; Chordata; Ascidiacea; Stolidobranchia; Styelidae. The record is from RefSeq and is a predicted model, not a curated record. Gene Ontology annotation, cellular component: microtubule.